AUUUCAAUUGCUCGUUAGGUGAGGUUAUUGCAUUCCCGACUUUAACGGCAACUACAAAAAAAAGUUGGACCCAGCGGCAAUGCAAAUAAAAACACUUAUUUUUUCGUUGCUGUUUUCAAAUAAAAUAUUAAAAUAAAAUAGAAAAUAUAUACAACGCCUUCAUCUUGUAGCAUAUUUUACAAGUGUAAAGCAAGAGACUGCUAACUAUAACAGAAGCACAACAACAGUAACAUAGUAAAAUUAACGAAAAGGCGUGCAAAGCGUACACAACAUAGCAUAAAGUAACGGUUCCAAGCCGAAUAGAACAGCGUGAGAAAAAAAAUGUGCUUUGCACGCGACAAAAACUGAAUACGAGUGCAAAACUGAAAUUAAAUUUAAACAAAUUUAUGUGAGUGACGCGUGCGACAACCGAAAAAAAAGAACUGCGAUUUUCGGAGCACAUCACAGGAUUUUCAUCAUCGACGGCGAAUAAUGAAUCGAUGACUAUUUACAUCAGCUGAUACGGCCGCCUCAACUGCCUAAUGUCUUCGUAGUGAAGUGUCGAGUGGUGCCAAAUUCUCGGUAGCAGCAACAACAACAAUAGCAACAACAGCAACAGCAGCAACCCGACUUGCGCUAAGCAAAGUAAUUUGGCCAGCAAACAUGUUUGUCUGAGGCAGAGGCCAGCCAACAUUUUUGGGCAGCCGCAUCAUCAGAUCGAACCUUUGCUCAAAUUACGGAAAAAAGGACUCACUGCGCAGCACGAACCAUUGAGCGUAUGCCCGGAGAGAGGCCGAAAGUGAGAGAGAGAGAGAGAGGCUGAGAGCCAGUGAGUGAGAUUCAGUUGGUGUGUGUGGAGCUGUGUGUUGUGCUGUGUUGUGUUGGCCAGCAUAAGACCAAAGGCAAAGAGGGGGCGAGCAUACGGAAGUGGCGACAUCUGUUUUGCCGCUUUGUCAGCUUAUCCGGCAGCCGAUGCCAUAGCCGACGAAAGGCGACCACAACGACGACGACGGCAAGGAGCGCGCACACGACAGAGGACUAACGGCAACGUGAAAUACAAGUGUGGAAAUUGGAAUUUUUAUUCAAAACAAUGCCCCUGCUGCAACAGUACGAGACGCCUGAUUGCAACGCUGCCGGCGGCAAUAUGCGUGCCUUGAGCGGCGCCACUGCCAGCGAUUUACUGCAGAAGCAUUCGAUUAGCUCGAUACUGGAACAGCAUCAACAUCAGCAGCAGGAUCUGCUGGGCAGACGUAGCGAUGCCAGUGAUGGACUUAUAUCAUUCAUAAAUGAUCCAAUCACACUGAACGAUCUGCUUGACUUCUGUGGCGGCAGCGGACCGGCAACCGCAGUCCAGGCAACAACAACAGCAGCACCAGCCCCAACAAAAGUAGUAACAACGGCAGCAGGCAGCAUUGCAAGCGGCGCCGGAGGUAACGGCAGCAGCAGCAGCAGCAGCGGCGUUAAUAACUUGCUACUUGGCAAUUCGGCGACUGUUGCAACUGCCGCUGUCGCUGCCCCUGACGAUUGCGGUCAAUUGACGGCGACUGCAGUUACCUAUGCACCAUUGACACCGAGCUCAACCCAGUCCUCGGCCUCGCCAGGCACCAAGUCAAGUUUUGAUUACUUUCAGUUUGAAAAUGUUGCACAAAGUAACCCACUUAAGGCUUUCCAAAGAUCAAACAUCAGCUUCGAUUGCUCUGCACCUUUAUCGCCAAGUACGCCUUCAUCUAUUUACAAUCGCUCCUUUCACAGUUCACCUUUAGUCAGUGAUAGCAGCAAUUCCUCCAGCGCCAAUGGCCUGUCGCUAGAUUCGAUUAAUAUGCUAUAUCAGCAGCAGAACUACAGCAACUUGGGCAGCAGUAACAGCGGCAAUCUCGGACUGAAUUUGCAGAACGCAUCCACACGCUCCAAUUCACCAGAGAGCCAGAACAGCAAUCAGUCCUUCAACGAGCCUAAUCUAUUGGACAUGAUUAAUUUGCUCUCUGUGAACAGCAAUAAGCUGGCUUCCUUGCAGCAACAACAGCAGCGACAACAAUUUCAACAGCAGCAGCAACAGUUGCAGCAUCAACAACAACAACAGCAGAAGCAGCUGCAGGAAAAGCAGCUACAACAGCAGCAACAACAACAACACCAUCAGCAACAGCAGUUGCAACAACAACAGCAGCAGCAGCAAACUCACCACCAGCAGCAACAACAGCAGCAGCAAUUUACCAACAUAAAUCGAAACUAUGAGCCGCAGCUGUUAAGUGGAUCGCAGCAAAAUUUUGAUAUGAGCAGCAACGAUUGUCUAAAUCAAUGUAGUCUAGAGAAUUUUUCACUUGUGGACAUGGAACUGGUCAAGCUGCAGAACUUGCAGCGUCUCAAUACGCUCAAGUUGCUGCAGUCACAGACGCAGCAAAUGCCGUUACUUAAUCAAUUGCUGCAAAGCUUUACAACCAAUUUGCCCACUGCCGGUAGCACCAGCAACAUUAACAACACUUCAACGGCCGGUUUGGGCACUCUUGGUGUCGGUACGGGUAACACGGUGGGCGUGGCAGCCAGCUCUAGUAACAGUGCCAAUGAUUGGCAUUUGGACCGUGUCGCCAAGUUCUACAAGAAUUCGGCAGCAAUAAGUGAAGCAACAUGUACUUGGAGUGGCCAAUUGCCACCACGCUCGCAUCGUAUGUUGAACUAUUCCCCUAAGGUUUUUCUGGGUGGUAUUCCGUGGGAUAUUAGCGAACAAUCAUUAAUACAGAUCUUUAAACCAUUUGGAUCCAUUAAAGUGGAAUGGCCCGGAAAGGAGCAGCAAGCGGCACAGCCUAAAGGCUAUGUCUACAUCAUAUUCGAAUCGGAUAAGCAGGUUAAAGCGUUGCUCUCUGCUUGCGUAUUGCAAGUUGAUGACUCGCAUAGCGGUAGCAACUACUUCUUCAAGAUCUCCUCUCGUCGCAUCAAGUCAAAGGAUGUUGAAGUAAUACCGUGGAUUAUAGCUGAUUCGAAUUAUGUACGCUCCAGUUCGCAAAAGCUGGAUCCCACAAAAACAGUUUUUGUGGGCGGCUUGCAUGGCAAGCUAACAGCUGAAGGCUUGGCCACAAUUAUGGAAGAUCUAUUUGAUGGCGUGCUCUAUGCUGGCAUUGACACGGACAAGUACAAAUACCCGAUUGGCUCCGGGCGUGUUACCUUUAGCAACUUUCGCUCCUACAUGAAGGCCGUUUCGGCCGCCUUCAUUGAAAUACGGACCACUAAAUUUACAAAAAAAGUUCAAGUCGAUCCGUAUCUGGAAGAUGCUUUAUGUUCCAUUUGCGGCGUCCAGCAUGGACCUUACUAUUGUCGCGAAUUGUCUUGCUUUCGUUACUUUUGCCGCAGCUGUUGGCAAUGGCAGCACAGCUGUGAAAUUAUUAAAAAUCACAAGCCCUUGACACGUAGCUCAAAGUCGCAAACAUUGGUUGGCAUUGGACCGUCAGCGUCUUCCUCGACGAUUUCGUUGGCGUCCUCGAGCAACCGCUUGAACAUGGAUCAGAAACUGCAGCAGCACAGUCAUAAUCAUCAAAAUCACCAGCAGCAGCAGACGCAACUGCAACAGCAACAGCAGCAGCAGCAUCAAAAACGUAUACAGCAACAUGUUCAGCAACAUGCCAAUCAGCCAAGCAACUUGAACCUCUUGUCAAAUGUGGGCGCCACGAACGCUGCGGCCAACUCAUUGUACAAAUAUCAACAGCAACAGUCGACGAUUUAAGCGCGUUUCAACUCCAUAUUUUGUGCGCAGGUUUGGCGCUCCGUUUUAACAUAAUUCCAUAUUUAUGUUCAACUUGGGAUGUUUAUUUUUUUUUUUUUGAAUUUUAAGCGAUGCCAAAUUUUCGCACUUUUAGAAGAAGCUUACAUUUUUCGAAUGGCCAGAUUUGGACGGAAAUUAUUUGUGUUGCACAGCCAAACGCAAUAAAAGUUGUAAAAUUACAUAAAUGUAUUCAAUGUAUGUAUUUGCUUAAACUUUGCGAUAUUAAGUA
This is a messenger RNA of Drosophila grimshawi, 3959 nucleotides long. RefSeq names its product myb-like protein Q (gene orb). Gene Ontology annotation, molecular function: mRNA 3'-UTR binding; ribosome binding; mRNA regulatory element binding translation repressor activity. The record is from RefSeq and is a predicted model, not a curated record. Bases 1070 to 3691 code for a protein of 873 amino acids. Lineage: Eukaryota; Metazoa; Arthropoda; Insecta; Diptera; Drosophilidae. The transcript is spliced from 10 exons. Gene Ontology annotation, cellular component: nucleus; synapse; cytoplasm. Gene Ontology annotation, biological process: negative regulation of cytoplasmic translation.